CUAAAUCAGCGCACUCUCGUAUCCACUCCCAUUCUAUUUCGUUGGCUGCUGACGGCGGCACAGCUGACGCCGGAGGCCGGAUGGAGCGGCUGAGAAGAGAUCGACGGAUGGCGCAUCUCCCCUAGCCCGUGCCCCAUUCCCGUUCAUUCAGGCAGCAAGCCGGCAACUGGCAGGGCGGCCACUUCCGUGCUGGACAACGGGACAACCCAGGUUUGGUUGAAUCUUCCUUGCUCGUGGCAGAUCCAUGUAGGACGGCAACCAUGGUGCUCUUCUUGCUCGAGGCCCACAUCUCCUACGUCUCCUUCCAUCCUGCAGCUUGCACCUCCUUCCGUCCCAAUUCGGCUACUCUUCUCAUUCUGUCUUACAGCUCCUUCACUCCGGCAGCUCAUUCUGACCAAGUAUUGUGCUAGCAAAAUGUCUUCAGCAGGAUCUAGCAUCGGAGCAUGCCCUACCCAUUACUGAUGAGUUUAGGAUCAAGAACAGAGUUUGGUGCAAGUAUUGCUUGAACUUUUACAAUGGUGGCAUUGCAAGAUUUAAGGAGCACUUGGCUGGACUUAGGAAGGAUUGUGUACCUUGCACGCAGGUUCGUGAUCAUGUUAAAGAGCAUAUGAGUGCAUUGAUAGCUGAGAAAGAAAAAGAAGAAGGAUAAAUCACUAAACAAAAUGUUGGCGUUGCGAGAAGAGGUUAGAGGGAUGUAUGAUCAAUGUGGGAAUGAGGAUGAAGAUUGCGCAAUUAUUGAGUUUUCUCCUGCAUCAAGUGGAAGCUCUCAAUUUCCUAAGAAGCCUUUGAUCAAGGGUCCAAUGGACAAGUAUCGUGCACGGCCAAGAAAAAAAACAACAGUGGAUGCACAUUAUAAGAUCAAAGAAGCAAUGAUAACUUAUGAUUAUAUUUGUGAGUUCUUCAUUGAGGAUGCCCUUGCUCAUAAUCUUGCUAGUCUUAAAUCAUUUGCUCGAAUGGUAGAAGCAAUUGGACAGUUUGGUCCAGGAUGGAAGCCACCGACACCUUAUUAGAUUGUCAAUCCUUUGUUGAAGAUACAAGUAAGCAAAGUAGAUGAAAUGUUGAAGGUCGAAAAGGAGGCAUGGGCUGCUACUGGAUGCUCUAUAAUGACAGAUGCUUGGACAAAUCAUCGUGGAAGGAGCUUAAUGAAUUUAGUUGCUCAUUCUUCUAGAGGUGUGUGUUUCCUCCAUGACAUUGAAGCUUCAACGGAGGUUCACGAUGCUAAGUACAUCUUAAUCUUGGUCAUGAGUUGCAUUGCUGAAAAUGGUGUUGAGAAGAUUGCAGUAGCCAAGUUACUUAAGCAAAAGCACCCUCAAAUAUUUUGGACCGCAUGUGUAGCCCACACAAUCAACCUAAUGCUCCAAGAUAUUGGUAAUAUACCCGUAGUGAGCUCAACAAUUACCAAUGCAAGAUGGUGGACCGUGCAUGGAACUUAUGCGAAGGACUUGAAGAAGAUGGCUAUUAGAAUACUGAGCUUAACUUGUAGUUCAUCGGCAUGUCAAAGAAAUUGGUCUGCAUUCGAGAGGGUACAUUCAAAGAAGAGGACCAGACUAGACCAGAAGAAGUUGAAUGAUAUUGUUUAUGUGAUGUUUAACAAGAGACUGGACUCGAAGUACUCUCAGAGGGAAAGGGACCCAUUGUUUGCAAAGUACAUUGAAGACGAGCCACCAAAUGAGUGGAUGUUGGAUGAAGAGAUACUACAAGAUGAUGAGGCAUCUGAAGAUGAGGCUGCAAUUGCCAUCAAUUUGAAGAAGAAAGAAAAAUAUGUAGCUUCAAGAACCAGAGGCAAAAGAUCUCGUACUGAUCAAGAUGUUGAAGAGGAGGAUCAAGAGGAGGAAGAGUAGGAAGUGGAAGAGGAAGAGCAAAUGGAAGAAGAGGAGGAGAACCUAGAAGUUGAGGAAGAAAAUGAUGAAGAAGACAUUGAUGUGGAAAUCGAUCUGACAGGACAAGAUGAAGAGGAUGGGGAAUGACUUGUGCAUCUUGAUUCUUGCAUGAGUCGAAUCUGUUCUAUUUUGCGUGAUGGUCGUGGUCUGAUUGUGUCAUAAACUCUUUUUGUUAGCUUUCUUAAUGCGUCAUGCACUCGUUUAUUUUUUUCAGUUCUAGGACGGAUUGAUGGUAAUCAUCUCAUGGUUUGAUGGAUAUGGAAUAUUGUGAUAUUGUUGGCUUGUGGUGGUAGUGUACUUUUGUAGUCUAGACUUUUUUGUUUAAUGAUGAAUUUCUAGGAAA
Hordeum vulgare subsp. vulgare (domesticated barley) is the source of this 2223-nucleotide messenger RNA. RefSeq lists its product as uncharacterized. The record is from RefSeq and is a predicted model, not a curated record. The transcript is spliced from 4 exons. Gene Ontology annotation, molecular function: protein dimerization activity. The coding region runs from base 1056 to 1841 and encodes 261 amino acids. Lineage: Eukaryota; Viridiplantae; Streptophyta; Magnoliopsida; Poales; Poaceae.